CGGCCGGCUGGCAGCACAAGUGCCCUGCACGGUGCGCCCCAACAGAAAGGAUUUUGUUUCGGGUGAGGUGGGGGGCGGCAUGGCGCCACCCGCCGCUCAGGCUCAGCUCCUCCUCUCCAACCACCCCUCGCCGUUGCUGUCGCCGCCGCAACGUCGUCGCCUCCUCGGUGGACCGCCGCCUCGCUCACACACCUGCGCCAUCCGGCACCACCACGGCCACGACAAGUGCGCCUCCUCCUCCUCCACUCGCCUUCGCCACGCCCUCCGCCCGCCCGCCGCCACCGCCGUGGCCAUCGCGCCCGGCGACCACUGGGGAAACUGGGCCUUCCUCCUCUCCGCCGCCGCGUUCGGCACAUGGGCGGAGGAGAACACGUCGUGGGGCGCCGCGCUCAGCGGGGCGCUGGUCAGCAUCAUGGCCGGCCUGGCUGCCACGGCCGUCGGCCUCGUCACCCCCGGGGCGCCCGCGCACGACGCCGUCAUGGAGUACCUGCUGCCGGCCGCCGUCCCGCUGCUGCUCCUCGGCGCCGACCUCCGCCGCGUCGUCCGCACCACCGGCGACCUCCUCAAGGCAUUCCUGCUCGGAUCUGUUGCAACUGUAAUCGGCACGACGGUGGCCUAUCUGCUGAUCCCCAUGAGAUCGCUGGGCCAAGAUAGCUGGAAGAUCGCAGCUGCACUCAUGGGCAGCUACAUUGGCGGAGCGGACAACCUCAUCUCGGCGCUCUACUUCAUGGCGCUCUUCUCACUGGCGUCAAACAUCCCAGCAGAGCCCAAGACGGCGACGGCGAGUCCGCAGAAGGACGGCGAGCGGCUGUCGGUGCUGAACGGUGGCGCGGCGGUCGCUUUGUCCUUCAUCAUCUGCAAGGCCGGGUCGGCCAUGGCCGCGCGGCUGGGGCUCCAGGGCGGCACGCUGCCCUGCGUCACGGCGCUGGCCGUGUUCCUGGCCACGGCGUUCCCGGCGCCGCUCAGCAGGCUGGCGCCUGCCGGCGAGACCCUGGCGCUCAUCCUCAUGCAGCUCUUCUUCGCCGUCGUCGGUGCCAACGGCAACGUCGUGGACGCCGUCACCCGGGCGCCCAGCGUCUUCGCCUUCGCGCUCGUGCAGGUGUCCGUCCACAUGGCCGUGGUGCUCGCCGCCGGCAGGGUUAUUGGGAUCGACAGGAAGCCGCUGCUCAUCGCCUCCAACGCCAACAUAGGCGGCCCCACCACCGCAGCCGCCAUGGCCACGGCCAAAGGCUGGACCUCGCUCGUCGUGCCCGGGAUCCUCGUCGGCAUCUUCGGGAUCUCCAUUGCCACGUUUCUUGGCAUCGGAUAUGGCAUGUUCGUGCUCAGAAGGAUCCGCGGCUGAACAAUUUCUUCUUGAUUCCGAGAUGUGACCUUAAGUGGCUGUCGCGCGCUAGCUAGACCAUAGAACAAUGCUUGCUUUAUAGAGCUGCUGAAUUAAAGAGGUUUCGCUAGAGUUCAGCUUGUGGGGGUUUUGAAAAGAUAUUUAAACUUAGUCCUGACUGCUAACGAUAAGUUAAAACAUUCGAUGUGAAUUUGAAA
Messenger RNA from Zea mays, 1539 nucleotides. RefSeq names its product Keratin-associated protein 5-4. The transcript has 4 exons. The coding region runs from base 80 to 1342 and encodes 420 amino acids. The record is from RefSeq and is a predicted model, not a curated record. NCBI's taxonomy places the organism in Eukaryota, Viridiplantae, Streptophyta, Magnoliopsida, Poales, Poaceae.